Molecule: messenger RNA, 9319 nt
Organism: Sciurus carolinensis (gray squirrel)
Lineage: Eukaryota; Metazoa; Chordata; Mammalia; Rodentia; Sciuridae
Gene: Fgd6
Product: FYVE, RhoGEF and PH domain containing 6
Exons: 21
Coding region: 173-4459 (1428 amino acids)
Biological process (GO): regulation of GTPase activity
Cellular component (GO): cytoplasm
Molecular function (GO): metal ion binding; guanyl-nucleotide exchange factor activity
Source: RefSeq, a predicted model, not a curated record
CUGGAGCAGGCUGCAUCCUUUGUGCGGCGCUCGGGCUGCGCCGCGGAGGCACGGGACAGAAUGUGGGCUCCGCGGGGGCUCUUCUCUUCUGCCCAAACUCUGAAAACAAUGGACCGAAAGGGGAGCAUGAACUGAGGGGCGCGAGCGGGGAGGCGAACUGCACAGGGAAAUCAUGACUUCUGCCGCCGAGAUCAAGAAGCCACCAGUGGCCCCCAAGCCAAAGUUUGUGGUGGCAAAUAAUAAGCCAUCUCCUCCACCUAUUGCACCUAAACCUGAUAUUGUGAUUGCUAGUGUUCCACAGUCAGCAAAGAAAACCAAACCAGCAAUCGCACCGAAACCAAAAGUUCUGAAGAGCUCACCUGUUCGAGACAUUGGGUGGUCAUCAAGGAAAAUCACCGUGACCCUGGAAGAGCAUAAACUGGAAUUACCUGAAAGCAGUGACAACGUGAAUUGCAAAAAUGUAGAGGAUCAGAGCAGUGAUUACAUUUUACCAAUAUGUUCCUGCAGUUCUGAAUGUGUCCAUAAGCUUGGGAAUAGAGAAAAUUUGUAUGUAAAACAGCUUGUUUUACAGCCCCUGGAAAUGAAAGAAAAUUUACAAAAUAGUAAAAUUGAUGAAUCCUCUUUGACGAUAAAAACCAGAAGCAAGUGGGAUUCUCAUGGCGAAAAGCACAGGAGCCAGAGUGGAGUAAUUUUAAAGGCAAGCAUCCUAGAAGAGAAGCUCAAAGAUGUGUUAACACAACAGGUGUCACCUGUGAGUUCCCUGCAGAAGCACAGAUCCACAGACAAUCCAGAAAUGAAUGGUGGCUGUAAUUCCAAUAGACAGUUCAGAAUUGAACUUGCAGAUCUGUCACCUUCUCAGUCCAGCUUUGAAAAACUUCCUGUUCAUCACAGCUGCCACGGACAGCUUCCUAGGGAUGAAUUUCAAAAUCCUGAAACUUGUCAGGACAGCAGUGAAAGUAGCAAUAAUCGCUGUCAUUCAUCUGAUCAAGAAGCUCUAGAAAAUGGUAAAAGGAAUACUUUUAUAUCCUCAGAUGGAGUUAGUAAGAAAACAGAAAUUGAAGACCUUGGUCCUUUAGAAAUUCACUUAGUACCAUGUACCCCCAAAUUUCCAACUCCCAAGCCCAGAAAGACACGCCCUGCUCGCCUGUUGCGCCAAAAGCAUAUAGACACUCCUAGUGAAAGUACUGAGGAACCAGAGAAUUUAAACAACAGCUCUUCUUGUCUUAUUGGAGAUAGUUUGGAAAACAAUAAAGUCAGUGUUUUUCAGAAUGUUUUAUGUAACCAGGAACAAGUGGACAGAGUGAAACCAGGAAAUAAUAGUGAACUGAAUAGUAACUCCAACAGUGACAGCCAAGAUUUAGUCAAUUCACAGAAAGCCACGUGUCAAGCCACAUCUUCCUUUGAAAAAGUGACACCUUCUUUAGAUACAGACUCUAAUUUGAGCUCUGAUGGCACAUCAGUAGAUGGUUCUAGUAUGGCACUUGCCACAGACCAAGGGACCAGUUUUAUAAGAUGCAGUACUCUAUCUUUGAGCCUGCCUAAGCAACUCAAAUUAACUUACAAUGAACAUCUGCCUACUGCGUCUAACUCGGGAGCAUCUGUCCCUCAAAUUCAAAAGGAAUCUGUAAUAAAAGAGGAAAGUUCCUCAAAAAUUGUCCCCAAGAAACCUCAGAGACACAGCUUGCCUGCUGCAGGAGUACUUAAAAAGGCUGCCUCUGAGGAGCUUGUAGAGAAAAGUUCGUAUCCCUCAAAUGAAGCAAAAAGUUCAGAGAAGGUUCUAGAAAGAAAUCGUUUGUGUGCCUCAAACCAUGGUAUGUCGUCCUCCUUUGACAUGCCUAAACGAACUUCAGAAAAGCCGGUGUGGAAAUUACCUCAUCCUAUUUUACCUUUUUUAGGGAAUCCAGAAUCCUUAAAGUCUGUUACUGUGUCCUCACAUAGUGAGCCUCCCACUGCCCUCACCAAGCCUAGAGCAAAAUCAUUAUCUGCUGUGGAUGUGGAGAGGUGCACUAAGCCUUGUAAAGACUCUCCAAAGAAAAACUCUUUUAAGAAGUUGCUCAACAUGAAAUUGUCCAUCUCUUUCAUGAAGAGUGACUUUCAGAAGUUUUGGUCCAAGAGUAGCCAGCUCGGAGACACAACCACAGGCAGUUGUGGGGAGCAGAAAGGGAUUGAAAGUGAUUGGCAUGAGCUCAUGGUGGGCGAAGAGAAAAGAAGUAAGCCCAUCAAGGCAUAUUCUGCAGAUAACUACAGCCUAGAAUCUCAAAAGAAGAGGAAGAAGUCCCGGGGCCAGACCAGCGCAGCUAAUGGUCUGAGAGCUGAGUCUUUAGAUGACCAAAUGCUCUCCAAGGAGUCAUCAUGUCAGGCGGUUUGCAGGUCUCUUAUAAGCAGCUGUGCACCGGAGUAUGAAAAUAUAUGCCAUUAUGAGGAAAUACCGGAGUAUGAGAAUUUGCCAUUUAUUAUGGCUGUAGGGAAAACUGGAGAGUUGGAAUGGCAGGAUUCCUGCAGUGGGGAGGACACUGAUGCAAAUGUGUAUGAGGUAGAAGAGCCCUAUGAAGCUCCAGAUGGCCAGUGGCAACUCGGACCCAGACACCAGCAUUUCAGCAGUUCUGGAGCAUCCCAGGAGGGACAGGAUGAUUUCGACCUCGGUCUUGGUGACCUGCCCUCCGAUGAGGAGGAAGUCAUUGACAGUUCUGAUGAAGAUGAUGUCAGCUCUGAGUCGAGUAAAGGAGAGCCUGACCCGCUGGAGGAUAAACAGGAUGAAGAUACUGGGAUGAAAAGUAAAGUUCAUCAUAUUGCCAAGGAGAUCAUGAGCUCAGAGAAAGUAUUUGUGGAUGUGUUAAAACUUCUGCAUAUUGAUUUCCGGGAUGCUGUAGCUCAUGCUUCUAGGCAACUUGGGAAGCCAGUGAUUGAGGAGCGGAUCCUAAAUCAGAUCUUGUACUACUUGCCUCAGCUGUAUGAGCUCAACCGGGACCUCCUGAAAGAACUGGAAGAAAGAAUGUUGAACUGGACUGAACAACAAAGAAUUGCUGAUAUCUUUUUAAAGAAGGGGCCAUAUCUAAAAAUGUAUUCUACGUAUAUCAAAGAAUUUGAUAAGAAUAUAGCUUUGCUGGAUGAGCAAUGCAAGAAAAACCCAGGUUUUGCUGCAGUUGUUAGAGAAUUUGAGAUGAGCCCGCGUUGUGCUAAUCUGGCCCUCAAGCACUACCUUCUCAAGCCGGUCCAGAGGAUCCCCCAGUACAGGCUGCUGCUCACAGAUUAUUUGAAGAAUCUCUUAGAAGAUUCUGGAGAUUACAGAGACACUCAAGAUGCCCUUGCAGUUGUUAUAGAGGUAGCGAAUCAUGCCAACGACACCAUGAAGCAAGGAGACAACUUUCAGAAACUUAUGCAAAUUCAGUACAGCUUAAAUGGACACCAUGAAAUAGUGCAGCCUGGACGGGUUUUCCUCAAAGAAGGAAUUUUGAAGAAGCUAUCCCGGAAGGUCAUGCAGCCCCGAAUGUUUUUCCUGUUUAAUGAUGCCCUGUUAUAUACAACACCGGUGCAAUCUGGGAUGUAUAAACUGAACAACAUGCUCUCGUUGGCUGGGAUGAAGGUCAGAAAACCCACCCAGGAAGCAUAUCAGAAUGAAUUAAAGAUUGAAAGUGUCGAACGCUCCUUCAUUCUCUCAGCCAGUUCUGCCACUGAAAGGGAUGAAUGGCUAGAAGCAAUUUCCAGGUCAAUAGAAGAGUAUGCCAAGAAAAGAAUCACCUUCUGUCCUAGUAGGAGUCUUGAUGAGGCUGACUCAGAAAAUAAAGAUGAAGUUAGUCCCCUUGGAUCAAAGGCUCCCAUCUGGAUUCCUGAUACCAGAGCCACAAUGUGUAUGAUCUGCACAAGCGAAUUUACUCUGACCUGGAGACGACACCACUGCCGAGCUUGUGGAAAGAUCGUAUGCCAAGCUUGUUCAUCAAAUAAGUAUGGCUUAGAUUACCUGAAAAAUCAACCAGCAAGAGUAUGUGAACAUUGUUUCCAAGAGUUGCAGAAAUUAGAUCGCCAGCACUUCCCUAAGAUUGGAUCUCCUGGGAAUCACAAAUCUCCUUCAAGUGCCUUAUCAUCAGUCUUACAUAGUAUUCCAUCAGGGAGGAAACAGAAAAAAAUCCCAGCUGCGCUCAAAGAAGUAUCAGCAAACACAGAAGAUUCUUCUAUGAGUGGCUAUUUGUACAGAUCAAAGGGCAAUAAGAAACCAUGGAAACACUUGUGGUUUGUCAUAAAAAAUAAAGUGUUAUAUACAUACGCAGCAAGCGAGGAUGUGGCAGCUUUGGAGAGCCAGCCUUUAUUAGGAUUCACUGUCACUCAAGUCAAAGAUGAAAAUUCAGAGUCUAAAGUAUUUCAGUUACUGCACAAAAACAUGUUAUUUUAUGUAUUCAAAGCAGAUGAUGCUCACUCAGCUCAGAAGUGGAUAGAAGCAUUUCAGGAAGGUACAAUAUUGUAGCAUAUUGGUUUCAUCUCUUCUGUGAUUCCAAGGAAGUGGGAUUUCAUCAGACUUGAGUAAAAGCAAUUCAAACAUUUUAUAAAAAUAAACACUGCCAAGAUAAAUCCAAUCAAACACUUCAUCAGAUACAAGAAAUUAUUUUGUUAGGUAUAAAGAGUUUUUUUUCAAUGUUUGCUUUUUCAUGUAUGUUAUUUAUUAAAAUUGUAAUGUUUACUUAAUGGUCAGAAUUGUUUCUGAGAUUCACACUGAAUUCUAAAGUACCAUUUUUUUUAGAGACCAGAAAACUUACCUUAAUAUUAUAUACAGUGUUAAUUAUUUGUGACACAGUUCACAUCAUUUUCUCUGCUUUUACAUUGUGACAUUUUCACUGGUGACAAAUAUUUAUAAGUAAAAAACACAUAUCAAGAAGCAAAUUUCCACGUGGUGCUUGAUUUAGAAAUUAUGAUUUUCAUAAAACUGCUGAUGAAAAAUGCAUGUCUUUGAAUUAAUAAACUUUGAUGAAUUGUUUUUUAAUCUUUCAAUGGAAAAACACAUGACCAGCUUCUACCUCAGUAACUGUGAAAUGAAAUUUCAGUAAAGUAUUUCUACCUUAUAUAUAUCUUCUGGCAUGAGUUAAUAUUAAUCAUCAAAGAAUUAUAACAAAGGGAUAGAAAUCUGAAUUUUUUUUUAACUGUGAGUAGGAAUAAAUAAGGAUGUUUUCAUUUGCAGAGACACAAGUAAUCAACUCUAUGGGCUUUUCAUUAAAUUGAGUAUUUUUUUUGAAUAGCAAAAUAAGGCAACUAUUAUUUUAUAUAAUAUUCCCUGCUAUUUUGAGAGUUCUGAGCCCAAGUCAAUGAUAGUAUUUAUAUCUAAAAAGAAUGUUAUGUUUCCUAUAAUAUUGAGCUUUAAUAAAUGAACUGGAAUUACCAUUUAGAAAAGCACAAAUUCUAAGCCAGUAUUAACUGAAAUUGUAUAGUAUUCUUUUUCAGGUCUUUUUAUACCAUUUGUGAUGUGACCUUGAUAAUAAAAUUCCUUUCUUUAACUGUCAGUUCACCGAUAUUGCUAAUUCUGGCACACUUAUUAUUUAAUAUAUGAACUACCUUGUGCAUAAAAUUUUGGAUCACCAAAAGAAAAAUGAAAUUAGCACUGUGAUUAAAGUUAUUCGAUAUUUAUAAUAUACAUUUUGUUGACUGAGUUUAAAUUAUAAAUUAUCUUAAAAGGCAAGGUUAUCUAUAGACUAUGUCAUUAAAGGGUAUAAGAAUUUUCUGCUUCAUUGUAAAGAAUUUUCUAAUUCAGUGUGAUACUGAUAGUCAAGAGAAUUAUCUCCUGAAUAUCUUCAUGGGGCCUUUUAGAUGCUGUUUGUUGCAAACAAACUAGAUCUAAAGUUGGGAGCUUUAGUUUUUUUCUGGUUAUUUCCUGCUAUGGCAUCGUCACAAUCCCUAUGCAGCCUUCCACACAAUCCUAACAUACUAUCCUCUCAAGUAUUUUUGUUAUAGCAGGUAAACUGAUAUUUCUUUGCAACUCACUUUAAUCAAGAUCACAUUCAUUAAGUUUUCCAUGUUAACCCCUCUGCAUUUUUAGUGUAUUAUUUUUGGAGGCCAAUGAAUACCUAAUAAGUAUUUCCUUCUGUUGCAUUGUCUGGCAUUUAGCAAGACAACAAAUUAUUUGGGGUUCUUAUCCCCGCCUUGAGUUAUCAGCCUCUAAAAUUUGGCAUAAGCCUCAGGAUCUAAACAUUACCAACCAGACUAUUCUGUCUUCAGCACCUGACUGAAUAAAGUCUAGCUCAGUGAGGUGACUUCUGUUUGUAAUCUUAUCAACUCGGGAGGAUUGCAAAUUCGAGGCCAGACUCAGGAAUUUAGCAAAGCCCUAAGCAACUUGGUGAAACCCUGUCUCAACAUAAAAAAAAAGGGCUGGGAAUGUAGCUCACUGGUUAAGUGGCCCUGGGUUCAAACUCCAGUACCCACCCCUCUAAACACACACACACACACACAUACCACAGCAAACACACAUACAUAGAUAAGACAAAGCUAGCACAGACUUAUAGUAUUUCUCCUUCUUUACAUGUGAAACUCAGUUAUAACUGUAUUAACUAUUCUCUUAGCCUCAUGGAGUGUUUUGAAAAAUAUAAAAUAGAAGAUAUCAGAUUAUCCUCCCCCAUAAAGAUGUGUUAAAUGUGGAUUCCCUUUCCUCCUGUGUCAGUCCUUCAUAACUUACUAAAGAUGACCAAUUAUUAUUUAUUUAAUCUGGCACAUUCAGUGCUGAGAACCCAAUUAUAUACAAUUUGCUGUAAACUUUUUAAAAACAUGUCUUGAUAGCAUUUUAAAGGAAAAAAUGAUGUGAGGUACAGUCUGUAAGAGGGGGAAAAGUGUAAGUCUCUAGAUCCCAAGAAUAUUAUAUUUGUUACAGAUACAUUUAUUUCCAUGAAACCCUUUGUCAGAGGUAGUUACAUAGCUAAGCUAACAAGGAUGCCGAAAAUAAUCUAGACAAGAGAUGCCUCUGAACUAGGGGAAAGGAGCAUGCUUAGCAAGCAUCCCCAACCAACUCUUCCUUUAUAUGUAGCAGUGGUAAUGCAGAGGCCACCUGAGUCCAAAGAAAGUGAGAAAGGUUCUAUGUCAUGAUCCCACUUGUCUGAACCUCUUUCCAAUUUCUUUUCCCAUUUUCUAAUGUAGCCAGUAUCUUCCUACUGUGCUUUGACUGCCCAAGAUACGGACUUACCUCUUUUUCAACUGAAUGCUUGAGUAUUUGGAAUUUGUUUUGUUUGGGGGGUUGCUGUUUUAUAUUUGUGAUAUUAGGGAUUGAAUCCAGGACCCUCACAUGCUGAGAUACACCCCUAUCCCCUCUUUGUUUGUUUAAUUUUGAGGCAGGGCCUCACUAAGUUCCCCAGGCUGGCCUCAAACUUGUGAUCCUCCUGCCUCAGUCUCCUGAUUAGCCAAAAUUAUAGGUAUGUGCCAUCCUGCCUAGACACUAGCUUUUUUUUUUUUUUUUUUUUUAAGGGAUGUUGGGGAUCAAACCCAGGGUUACACUAGGCAAAUUCUCUUCCACUGGACUACAUCCCCAGUCCUAGCAGCAUUUCUGUAAAUGAGAACAUCAGACCAACCCUUGAUUCAUCAUAAUUUAAAAUGAUACUACUGAGGAAGACUUUAUAAUUUUGUUAGACAGAUGUAUAUUUACUAUUUGGUUAAUAAAUACCUAGAAGAGGGGAAAGCCUCCUAUUUUGAUAAUUUAGUUAAAAUAUAAAUGUUUCCACAGCAUACAUUGAUAUCAUUUUGGGAUAUGCUUCCAUUGCUUUCAGGUUUUCAAAAGUUUGAGGUUCACUGUGGUCAAAUGUAGUCACCAUGAUUUUCAGAGAGGUAAACCCUAUUUCUCUUACUGUAGUGUACACUCCUUGAAGGCUGAUGCUGUAUCUGAUAUAUUGCUUUCUCCCACAGAACUUCCUUGGGUCUUUUCAGAGAAAACAUUCACUUGUACAGAAAAAAGUAGAACAGAAUUCUUAUCUACAAUUCAAACAUAGCCCCAAUGCCCUUGUUCAAACUCAGACCAUACACGACUCUCCAUUAUCCUGCGAGGCCACAUUUGCAACUACCUGUUGGGAUAUCUUCAUGAGUCCCCAAGCAGAUUAAUUUGUGUGACUAACACUUAACUCAUUUUCUUCCUAUUCAAGUCUGUUUACUUCCCUUUGUAAUAGGAAGAUACCACAUGAGGCUCCAGAAUCUGACUCCAGAUCUCAAAAAAGACUCUGUCCUUGCUCUUGUAUCUGUUCCCUCCUCAUUGUCCUCCUGUUGUUUUUGCAUAGGCCUGGCUCAAGUCCUUGGUACCUCUUCCCAGUGAUUGCAAUAACUUUUCUUUUCAUCUGGGACUGUAACUCCUUGGUGAAGCACUUGCCUAGACUGGGAGAGGCCCUGGCUUCAGUCCCCAACCCUGGAAAAAAAAAAACAUGAUUAAAAAACACUCAUUUUUCUUCUAAUUUCAUUGCCUUCUUUGUGUGAUGCAUUUUAAACACUGCCUGAGCAAUUUUUCUAAAAUUCUAGAAUUUUUCUAAAUUUCUAGAAUUCAAGAAUUCUAGUCUUGGUUCAUUCCUACUCUUGCAGCUUCCAGUGAUAUUCCCAGUGGUUUGGUGGAACCGAUCCUCAGGAACCAUACCUAACCCAGCAUGUCUCUGUCCACACCAUUUCUUUUUGUUUUUUCUUCUACCCCACCUCCCAUCUUUGCCUGUUUAUCCCAGAUGUCUUUGUCAUUUUCUAAAGGAAAAUAUUAUCUAUGAAUUUUCCCAUGUAAGAAAUAGUUUCUGCUAGAAUUUUUUUAGUUGAUUCUAGUCCCUUUCUCCUUUGUUCCAUUUGACUAGAUUCUCCUCUAUGCUUCUGUAGUCUUUUGUUCACAAACUUUCAUAUGAUUCUUAUCACAUUCUGUCCUUAGAGCAACUUUUCUUGUUCGUUUGAGAUUGCCCCACCACUUCUGGUAUAGUGCCUUGCAUGAAGUUAACACUAGGUAUUUCUUGAAAUAAAUUCCUUCCUAUGGAUCCCUAAAACGUGUCUCCAGUACACAUCAUUCUGCCGUGUAUGACACUUUUAAUGCCAUUUUCUAAAGGAAAAUAUAAUCUAUGAAUUUUCCCAUAUAAGGGAUAGUGUCUGCUAGAAUUUUUUUUUUUUUAAAGAUGAGUUAGUAGGAGAUUUUCAAAAAAAACUAAAUAUCAAAUUCCUUUUCUUUUUGGUAGGAGUUGGUCAUAACAUGUAAAAACACAUCUUGAAAAACUAUUUUUUUAAGUGACUUGUAUUUCUAGAAACACUUUCUACUUAAAGGGAUUAUAAUUUGUAUCUUAUUGUCCAUAUAGAGCGAUCGUUUAUAAAAAUUAGCAUUGUAAAUAUUGUUAAUAUGUAUUAUAUU